Molecule: messenger RNA, 1590 nt
Organism: Fraxinus pennsylvanica
Lineage: Eukaryota; Viridiplantae; Streptophyta; Magnoliopsida; Lamiales; Oleaceae
Source: the annotation of a GenBank genome assembly
AUGGCAGGCGGAGCAGCACCAAAGGCAGAUGAACCAGCGCCACACCCACCAAAGGAUCAGCUUCCCAAUGUUUCCUACUGCAUUACCAGUCCUCCUCCAUGGCCUGAGGCCAUUCUUCUUGGAUUUCAACAUUAUUUAGUGAUGCUUGGCACAACAGUGAUCAUACCGACUGUUCUGGUCCCUCAAAUGGGGGGAGGAAAUGAGGAGAAAGCUAAAGUCAUUCAGACUCUGCUAUUUGUUGCUGGAUUGAACACUCUGCUGCAGUCAUGGUUUGGAACCAGAUUACCUGCUGUAAUUGGAGGGUCUUACACCUUUGUUGCACCCACAAUUUCAAUUAUCCUGUCUGGUCGAUGGAGUGAUCCAAACCCUGAAUCGAGAUUCAAGAAGAUUAUGCGGGCCACUCAGGGUGCUCUUAUUGUUGCCUCAACUAUUCAAAUAAUCCUAGGCUUUAGUGGGCUUUGGCGUAACGUUGCAAGGUUUCUGAGUCCACUUUCAAUUGUUCCUUUGGUUUCUCUUGUUGGUUUCGGGCUCUAUGAGUUUGGGUUCCCUGGGGUUGCCAAAUGCGUUGAAAUUGGAUUGCCGCAGCUCAUCAUUCUGAUUCUCUUUUCUCAGUAUUUGGCCCACGUCAUACGCCCAGGAAAGAAUAUAUUAGAUCGUUUUGCUGUUAUAUUCUCUGUGGCAAUAGUAUGGAUUUAUGCCUAUCUACUUACUGUGGGUGGGGCCUACAAUGGGAAGUCACCAAGGACCCAAACAAGCUGCAGAACAGAUCGUGCUGGACUUAUUGGUGCUGCUCCAUGGAUAAGAGUUCCAUACCCCUUCCAAUGGGGAGCACCUUCAUUUGAUGCUGGUGAAGCCUUUGCCAUGAUGAUGGCUGCGUUUGUUUCUCUCGUAGAGUCUACAGGUGCCUUUUUCGCUGUCUCAAGAUAUGCCAGUGCAACCCCAAUGCCACCAUCUAUUCUCAGCCGUGGUGUAGGCUGGCAGGGUGUUGCCAUCUUAUUGUCUGGGCUGUUUGGAACCGGGAAUGGGUCAUCAGUUUCUGUUGAGAAUGCAGGCCUAUUAGCGCUAACUCGUGUUGGUAGUCGAAGAGUUGUGCAAAUAUCUGCUGGAUUCAUGAUUUUCUUUUCCAUUCUCGGAAAAUUUGGAGCAGUCUUUGCCUCCAUCCCAGCACCUAUCGUAGCUGCUUUGUACUGCCUUUUCUUCGCCUAUGUUGGUUCAUCAGGUUUAAGUUUUCUUCAGUUCUGCAACCUCAAUAGUUUCCGGACCAAAUUCAUAUUGGGUUUUUCCAUUUUUAUGGGUUUGUCUGUGCCUCAGUACUUCAAUGAAUACACUGCUAUUCGAGGCUUUGGUCCUGUCCACACAUCGGGUAGAUGGUUCAACGACAUAGUCAAUGUCCCUUUCUCGUCUGAAGCUUUUGUGGCCGGUAUAGUGGCAUAUUUUCUGGACAACACGAUGCACAAGAAGGAUUCCCAGAUAAGGAAAGACCGAGGCAAACAUUGGUGGGACAAAUUCCGUUCCUUCAAGACUGACACGAGAAGUGAGGAAUUCUAUUCCCUUCCCUUCAAUCUCAACAAAUAUUUCCCAUCUGUGUAA